AUGCAUCGGUCUUCCAAUUACUCAUAUCAACAAACCUCGAGCUCGAGGAGCUCCAACCACGGCACCAGCAGCGCUUUCAGUCCCAACGCCAACCCCAAUGAGGACUGGACCAAGAUCUCAGACCUUGCAGAGCGUCGCCGGAUACAGAAUCGCAUUGCUCAGAGGAACUACCGCAAGAAGCUAAAGCGCCGCCUCGAAGACCUGGAGAAGAGAGCCGCAACUGCUUCGACAUCUCCAGAACGGUCACACGAGGGUUCGGAGUCGCCGAAGGCGGUGGUGCACACUGUCAAGUCCCGCACCAAACAGGCUCGCGCAACCAAGUCUAGCUCAGAUGCAAACCGUCACACCUCCGCGCAACGAGGCUCUUCCUAUGACAGCCACUCCACCCAGGAAGAUCGCGGACCGAUGUUCUCCCAGCAAUGCACUCGACAGCUUUCAGCCUCGCCGCCUCCCGUGUUCUCUUACCCCUCAUACUCUCACUUGGAAUCCUAUGGUCACCAUUCGUACGGACAGCCGCCUUCCUACCACUCUCUCAACAACCACUACAAUGACCUGCCAUACGGAGAGUACGGAACAACGCUGCCCUCGAUCCUGCCUGGUCCUAUCCUCGGAUCGGGCGCAAAGAAGCACCACUCCUACGCCGAUGACGAGAUUGUCAGCCCCUUCAGUAUGAGCUAUGCGUCCAUGGCUGGCAUUGAUCUGGGUCCGACACCACAACACCUUUCAGAGCACAACAUUCCUGUACAUGCCCCUCUCUCUACCUGAUGCCGGUCUGUGCAAGAAGUACCAGGGUUAGCGGAGCUAAUGCCGUCUUUCAGAUGCCACCUUUGUCUUCAGUCUACAGCGAUGAUCAUUCCUCCCCUUCCACCCCAGCAGAGCCUCUACUAGGUUGUCCUCUUACACCGAAGUCGGACCCGUGCUCCCCCCACUCAUACUCGCUGUUCUGAUUUGAUGUUGUUUUUUACUGAAGGCUAGCGGUGGUACUUUGCUUUCCUCUUCUUAUUUCUUUUACCCUUCUUAUCUUUUCCCUUGAUUCACCCC
Molecule: messenger RNA, 1041 nt
Organism: Aspergillus vadensis CBS 113365
Lineage: Eukaryota; Fungi; Ascomycota; Eurotiomycetes; Eurotiales; Aspergillaceae
Product: bZIP transcription factor
Exons: 2
Coding region: 1-765 (254 amino acids)
Biological process (GO): regulation of DNA-templated transcription
Molecular function (GO): DNA-binding transcription factor activity
Source: RefSeq, a predicted model, not a curated record